UGAUUAAAGGUAAUUUCUUAGUGUACCAUCUAGAAGAAAGUAAACAUCAAAAGACAACAGCAAAACUAAGGUGAUUAGGUUAGCAGGUAAAUCUAUAUUCGAAAGAGGUAACGAGGAAUAUUAAUCACACUCUAACUGUCAUAAUAUGCCGUAUCCUGUAAUCUUAUUUGUGGGGAAUUUAUCAUCCGUUGCGAAUGCCCAAUAUUUAGAGCGCUUAUUUUCCUCCUAUGGUGAAGUUCAGCAGGUGUCCAUUCAUAACAAAGGAAGUGAUCGUUUUGCGGAGGUCAAAUUUUCAUCCAUAGAUGACGGCGAUGCGGCUAUUGCGGCUCUACACUAUCGUUAUCAGACUGCGAAAAGCCUUCCCUUAGUUGUGCUUUAUUCCCAAAAAAGCGAUUUUGUUUCUGACUAUGGACGAUUGGUGGGGCGUGAGUAUCGACAAGCAAUGGAAAAUAAUAGAUUGCCCCGUUUGAUUUUGUUGGAGCAAUUUGAUCCUCAUUUCGAACGUAGCGAGGUUCAGUCACUUCCAUCUGAGGAGUUUAUCACUGAAGGUGGUCCUUCUCAACCCAUUUAAGUCGUGGGGAUUGUUUUAAAUAUGAUGUGUGUAGGUGAAAAGCACAGAAAAACACUAAAAGACGAUGAGAGAUAUGGUGUGUUUUUUUUCACUACUGUUCUUAUGUGUCUCGAUUCAUUUGAUAUGAAACUCGAACUUUGAGUUUUAUUCUUGGGUGAUAAAACUUUCCCUUUUUUUUUUGUCAUUCUCCUGUUGCGAUUACAUUGCUUCUACAUCUUUUAUGUUUAUUGCUCAUUUGCUACGUACUUAUCUAUCUAUAUUUAAAUAUUAACAUUUCGCGUAUUUGCAAUGGACCACACAAGAAUCUCACCUGCUGGUUAGGAAAUUUGGGUGUGAACCAGAUGGAAAAGUUAAAGCACUAUGCUGUCUUGACAUUUUCUAGAGUUGUCCUUUUAUUUUUCUAUAAUUCUAGGAUCAUUUUAUUUUGCGUGUAUCUCAAUUGCUUGAGACAAUAGAAUGGUAAUGAAUAGCCGAUACUGUGCGUUGUAGUAGGCGCGAUGAAUGAACCUAUUAACUAAGGAA
Messenger RNA from Phytomonas sp. EM1, 1093 nucleotides. The record is from the annotation of a GenBank genome assembly. Lineage: Eukaryota; Euglenozoa; Kinetoplastea; Trypanosomatida; Trypanosomatidae.